This is a messenger RNA of Pocillopora meandrina, 5790 nucleotides long. The record is from the annotation of a GenBank genome assembly. Lineage: Eukaryota; Metazoa; Cnidaria; Anthozoa; Scleractinia; Pocilloporidae.
AUGCUGUGGAUAUUUCGAUAUUUUCUUGCCUGUGUUUCGGUCACCAGCCUUGUAACCGCUGAGGAUCAAUGCAGGAUAGAAAUUAACAUUCGUGGCAUGACUCUCAAAGGUUUCGUUUUCAAGAGAAUCACAGUAGCAGCUCCUCAUAUCUGUGAUAUCUUAUGUGAAAGGGAAAUCACCUGCCAGAGCUAUAAUUUCAACAGAAAAGAACAGAUCUGUGAAUUAAACAACCGCACAAAGGACGCAAGACCCGAGAAUUUCCGCUCGGAUCCAGCGUGGUUUUAUAUUCGUCGUUUGAACGGAAGAGGUAACUAUUCAGCCAAUAAUGUUGGAUAAUAAUUAUCAAUAUUUUGGUUAUACGCUCGACUUUGCUUACAGUCCUUGUUUUCUGAUCUCCUACGCUCAUCGGUAUUGAUUUUUCUAUCAUUUCUCAAUUCUAAUGAUGAACGAUAUUAGUUCUUUCCCUUUUCUUUGUAGUUGCUUUGUAGUUUCCCACCAAAAGCGUAGCUCCAAUUAGUGCCGAUAGACACACAACCCACAAUUUCUCCAUUCCCUCUGACGAAGGGCUAGCGCUCGAAACAUUUGUUUUGAAACUCUGGACAGUGGUCAACUUACGUUAUCAAGUCACUUGAUAGCACCAAAUUACCUUGUUAUACUCUCUCACCGACGCAGCACCACAGUUUCUUUAGAAACUUACCCCCUUUAUUCAGUUUAACUUUUAGUUAACUUCUUCACCCACAGAACAGCUUUGAUGCAUGUGUGAAAUAGUGAUAACAAAUUAUUUCUUUCUUUCUUCUUUAAAAUGAUACAAAAAGCUUAAGGUCUGGGAAGAAGAUAAAAAAAGCUGGUGGGUCUAAAGGAAAGGUUUAAAAGUGAGGGGGUCCCACUUCCCAAGAGAAGGGAGCUUGACAGAGCGUUUAAUUUAUCACAUUCAAAGGCGGAAAUUUAAGUGAAUGGGAUUAUAUCCUCAUUUUAAUUCUCUCGUAUUUUUCAAUCUCGGCUUUCGACUUGUGCACCUACAUAUAUUUAAUUUUCAACAUUUUUACCAUUACCAGCUCCCUUGGGUUCGAUUCCGGAGUUACCAGCGCGUUCAUGCCGAGAAAUAAAAGCAAGCGAAGGAAAAAACACUGAAAGCAACAAAUACUGGCUGGAUCCAUCUGGCACAGGGAAGGCAGUUUUGGUUUACUGUGAUAUGAAUUUGGAAGGUGAAUCAUCAUUACGUCACCCUUAGUUUCACUUUCUGUUUGAAUUGUAGAUUCUUUUAAUAGCGUCCCUGUUUCUUCAAAAAAAUCCCUACAGUCCUGAAAACAUAGCGUUGCGCAGUUUCGGCUUUAUAUAUUCAAUUUUUGUUUAUAAAAGAGCCAAAUAGGGCAAAAAUACACACAAAGGGACACGCUUAGAACAAAAUACACUUUCAUAAAAAUUUGACCGACAUCUUUAUUUCAAUAUUUUAGUUAUAAAGCAAUAGUCUAAUUUGUUCAGAGACAAUUGAGUCUUUUUCUGCAAGUUAUGCAGCCGUGAUUGUCAAUACAGUUCUAUGCAAGACUAUUUCUCUGCUAAACUAAUGUUUUUGAAACUUUUACUCCUUUCUCUUUCAAUCACCAACUAGAUCAUGAUGAAUGCCUCAAUGGAAACAAUGCCUGCGACGUCAAUGCAUACUGUACCAACACUGUGGGUUCCUAUUACUGUACCUGCAAGGAGGGAUACGCUGGCGAUGGACGCUCGUGUUCAGGUACAUUACAAUUAAUUUAGGCGAUGUUCAUGCGAAUAUCUUGAUGGCUUAUGUUUUCGGCUUACUGAGAGAGCAGUCGAAUGAGUUAUCGAAAUAAUAUACAUUUAUUCGGUUGGGGGAUGGGGUGGGGGAAGGGGGAGUGUAAUGAGUUUGGCGACAACUAAGAAAUGUUUUGCGACGGCUGAGAAAUGUUUUGCGACAACUGAGAAGAGUUUGGCUACAACUAAAAAGUGUUUAGUGACAAAUAAAAAUGUUUUGCGACAACUGAGAAGAAUUUGCUGACAACUAAGGAGGGUUUUGCUAAAACUGAGAAGUGUUUUGCCACAACUAAGAAGUGUUUUAAUUAGUUUUUAACUAAUAAAGGUUUGGCGACAACUAAGGAGAGUUUUGCGACAACUAAUUGCGUCAACUAAGGAGGGUUUGGCGACAAUUAAGGAGGGUUUGGUAGCAACUGAGCAGAGUUUGGCGGCAAUUAAGAAGGGUUUGGUAACAGCUGAGCAGAGUUUGGCAACAAUUAUGGAGGGUUUUGCGACAAGUUAGCAGUAUUCUUUGCCACUUAAGGAGAGUUUGGCGGAAACGGAGGAGAAUUUGGCGCAACUAAGGAGAGUUUUGCGACACUUACUAGACCAAAUGCAAAAAACUAUACUUACAACACAACACCGAAAAACACCUACUACACCCGAAAAAAACCUAUUAUACCGGACAACACUUUCUAUACCAAACUACACCGAAUUACACCAAACUUCGCGACACUAUACCAAAGUAGACCUACUACAACUAUUACACCAAACUACACCGAACUGUACCUACUACAUCAAACUACACCAAACUUCACUUACUACACCAAACGACGCCUAAUUGCAUCUACUACACGAAACCACACCAAACUACACCUAGUACACCUACUUCGGUACUUCUCCACUGCAUCAAGGAAAAAGUGUUGAUUUUUACCGUUGACGGUAUGGAACCUUGUUCUUCAUUAGUGACGGUUAUCAUUGAUUUAUUACCAAUUAGACGGAUAUACAUAUCCCUAACAAUAAACGCGCAUACAAACUGUCGCGCUAAGAACUCUCUUUCCACUGUUCAGAUAAAAAAUGGAACGAAACGGUCAGCUGCGAGCUGCUUGCUUGUAAUAUCUGGACGUCAAAUACAAGUGCAUGUUAGGUAAUUUCACAUAAAGAGAGAUAUAUUAUGUAUAUAUACACACACACACAUAUAUAUAUAUAUAUAAUCUCUCAAUGUACAUAAUCAGUAUUUGCGUCUCGUUUGUUAGGUAGUCUUCUGUCAUAUUCAGAGCAAUUUUAAUUUCUAAAAGAACGGGGAAUAUAUGACAACGAAAACACGAAAUUCCCCACAUUUACUUUAACGAUCCGACCACUGCUGUUUUUCUCUUUUGGCUGGUUGAAUUUGUUAAGGAGUGGAAACUUGAAGAGGCACCCAAAGGAAAUUUGCUUGCAAUUAGUCAGAAGCUUUUAAUAAGCACUUAAAGCUGAUAUAGCAUUGCUCCGGGUUUAUACUUGCGUUUAGUUUCAAAGACAGGUUCCGAAUCGAUCGAAGAAAGACUAUUUAAAGAAACAUAGCUGAGUCUAUCUGCUCGCAGUCCAAAACUUCUCCAACAUACACCGUUGAAUCUAAUAAGUGUGGUAAUCUUGCUUGAACAUAGAAUUCGUAUUCAUCUGCCAUGUUAUAGUUUGAGUUGUGUAGAAAGCUGACUUUCCCCAAGAGAAAUUCAAGAUGGAGGCUUCCCUAUCCCUCGCUCCAAAUGCCUUUUGGGUAAUUUUCAAGAAAACAGAAAACUGCUGUACAACAAAACAGUAGUUGUCUCUAGGACAAUAGAUGUACAUUGAGGAGAAAGAAAAGUAUGACAAGAGGGUUGAUGUGUAUUUCCAGCAAAAUGCCUGGAUGGAGGAAGAAAUCAACAUGCAAUGAGUCCAGGACACACAUUCCAGGAAUUGGGAAUGAUAAAGAGGAAAAAAGUUCUAUUUGCAGACAAUGCCAGCUUCCGAAUUCAAUAAUUCCGUGAAAAAAGCAGAAAUCAGAUCAACACUACAAUUUACAUGCUGCCUGAAAACCACAUUGAUAAGAUCCAGCCCAUUCAUGCAGGACGUGGUCAGGGGAUGAAAGGUAAAAUUGGUGCAGCAAUGGAAACAUGGCUGGAAGAGGAGAAAAAAUCUCGAUAAAUGGCAGGAUAGACUUUCAGCAAAGGACAAAACGAUCUUGAUAACCCAAUGGACUGGGGAGGUGUGGAGUGAGUUAAGUAAUGAUGGGACCUUUUUUCAGAGCAAUUGUGUGAGAAAACUGGCUGUUUGCGAAAGGCAGAUUGCUCUGAUGAUGUAAAGAUCUCACCCCAAGGUUUGGAAAAUUAUCAGAUUUAAAUGGAUCUGAUAAUUGGACUGGAAACUGAAUGCUGACAUCUUGCUCUCUCAGUUUGCUCGUAGGAUUGGGGACCAGUCAAUACUUACAUGGAAGAAGGGGAGGGGGAGGGAGGGGUGGCUGGUGCAUUUUGAAUUUGCUUGACUUUAACUGAGUCACGAGUUGUUUAUCACCAGAACUGUUACCCCUCCCCUAAUGUAAUAUUAUUAUUAUUAAUUAAUGCAGUUAAUGUUAGUUCCACCCACGAAUUAAUGAAAAAGUUGCGCUUGCACAUUGAUUUCAUCUAUGGGAAUCUAUGCAGUAUUUAAUUUUUAAAAACAAUUUUAAGAACACCUUAAGAACAUUUUCAGGUUGUUUUUGCAGAAAACACCCAAUGUAUAAGGACAAAAUCAGCCUGAACCCCCAAAGCACCUGUUCCUUUAAGUGGGUUUUUACUGUAUUUUCAGCAUGAGGGGACGCAAAUCGUCUGCACUGUAAGUACAUAUCAAGCUCUGUAGGUGAUUUAAUCCCAUUUUAAUCCCAUCCGAUCUCACAAUUUACGAAAACUUCAUUAUUCUUGUGAAAAAUGAUAGCCGUCUUAUUGAAACUUGAUGACAAGUAUAAGCCGGCAAAGAAAACAGUGCAAAAGCAAUUAUCUGUCACAUCGAUGUCAGCAGCAACAGGAUUAUGACACCUUACAGUCCCCAUACAUUUUCUUAGACUAAAAGUCUAAGAAAAUGUAGGGGACUCUCCGGGAUACUUACAGUACAGACGAUUUGCGUCCCCUCAUGGACAAAAGUAACUAUGACAAUUUCUUACCAGUAUCAUAACUUCUAUUUUUUUGUGUAUGUGUUUUACGAAGGAUUUACAGCUGUUUUUACAAAUCUUGGUAAGAGGGGAAUAAAGGGUCCAGACUCAGUUGGCAGUCACUACACAGGUCAGGAUCAUGACGGACAAGUCACAGUGUCCAGCGGUAUUCAACUGUGGACUGUGCCACUCACUGGUGAAUACAGAAUAGAAACAGUAGGAGCCUCAGGGGGGUACAGUAAGGACAGUGUCAUCAACGGAGGGAGAGGGGCGCGGAUGAUUGGAAACUUCAUGUUGACCAAAGGUGAGAACAUUAGUAUACUUGUUGGUCAAAGAGGAGAAAAAGCGUAUUCUAACAGAAAAACUGGCUCAGGUGGAGGAGGUACAUUUGUAAUAAGAGGAGAGAACAAGCCUUUGAUCAUAGCCGGAGGUGGAGGAGGAGUUGCAAAUAUGACAGAACAACAUUCGGGAUGUGAUGCGUCCAUAAACACAACAGGAAAUGCAGGGUAUAACUCGCCACCCCUGUCUGGAGGAAGUAACGGAGAAGGAGGACAAACUGAUAAACUGCACUCUGGUAGGUGAACAAUUUCUCCCUUAUGGAUACUGAAUUACUUUUUUUGCAUUCUACUGCCAUCCAUCAGUAUUUCAAACAAAGAGAUGGUACUUGUUGCUCAAAUUUGGAUUUUUUUCAGAAUUACUAAAAGCCAUGAUAUGUUAAGUUGCUAAUGUCAAUUGUAAAUCUCUUGAUUGUAGGUGGUGGUGGCGGCGGCUUCUACAGUAAUGGAGAAAACUCCAAGAUGUCUGAUGGAGGGGGAAAGGGAGGUAAAGGAUUUCUGAACGGAGGAGAGGGUGGAAUACAUCGGGGUGGGUUCGGAGGUGGGGGUGGAUGUCUUUACUAG